Annulohypoxylon truncatum is the source of this 1191-nucleotide messenger RNA. RefSeq lists its product as uncharacterized. NCBI's taxonomy places the organism in Eukaryota, Fungi, Ascomycota, Sordariomycetes, Xylariales, Hypoxylaceae. The record is from RefSeq and is a predicted model, not a curated record. Bases 1 to 1191 code for a protein of 396 amino acids. The transcript has 2 exons.
AUGGCUAAGAAAGCUAGAAAACGAAAGCUCACUACACGAUUUCAGGCGCUACCCAACGAGCGCAAGGACUUCAAGCGUGGUUAUGACAAGCCUCGCAACCCGCAACCAAUUGACAUUAAUACUGCUCCCGGUACAUUAGGUUCUUAUUUCUAUUCUUUCCCACAAGAGAUACGCGACGAUAUCUUUGCCUGCCUUUUGGUUCGUCCGCCUAGGUGGGACGUAGAACACAGACAAUCCUGCGAGCUACGGAAAAAGAAUCCAGAAUACCCGCUUCAACCGUACUUGUGUCCUGAAGAUGACGGGACAUGCGCGAACGCUUAUCAGACUCUUGCGACUUGGCGGCAUCGCAUACUUCCUACCACUGUGGAUCCUUUUCGAAGCGUAUGGGCGCCUCCACAGACGAACCCCUAUCUUUGCACAUACUGCUGGGAUUGGCGAUACCGUCCUCGGCCAUUUCCUAUAACGUACUCGUUACCAUGCUUAUGUGCUCGCCGAGAACACUUACAGACUCUGCUUGUAUGCCGAAGAUGGUAUGAGGAGGCUGGUCGGGUCUUUUAUUCGCGGAAUACUUUCUCGUUUACCAACGUCCCCGAAGGCAUUAACUUCUUUGAUAAUUUGAAUCCAAGAUGGAAGCCCUUCUUAACCAAGAUUUGCCUGCUGAAUUUUCUUGGAGGUUGCGAACAGCAGGGGCCUUUGGAUGAAUUCAAAGACAUCAGAAUCCCCACUCGCGGUAAGAAUGGCUUAGCCAAAUUGUGGCGACAGCUGCGAAGUCUGCCAUUCCUAAGCGAACUAGAGCUCGACGCAAUCUUUCUCACGCGACUUGAAUGUGUCGAAGUGUUCCGUGGGCCCCCGCUCAAAAACCUAAGGCAACUCAAGUUUACGCAGUCCGAUCCGAACGCUCCUGAUGAUGAGGCGCACAGGUUCGUAUGGCCGCGGCGAGCACUCCGAUGGACAAAUGAUGACAAUUUUUCUGCGUGUAUUACGAAGUGGAUUAUGGGAUCACGCUAUGGAUGGGUUAAGGGAUUGAAGCAUAUCAUCUCCGACUCUAAUACAAGAGGCGUUAGGAAGCAGAGGAGUCUGUACACGAAUCGCAUCAAAACCCGCCUAAAAUCUUCAUCUCUAUCGCCAACGGAACGCGAAAAGUCUCUAUUGACGAUGGAGGACGAUGGGGAAUAUGACCAGCUCCCUUAG